This is a messenger RNA of Vairimorpha ceranae, 399 nucleotides long. RefSeq lists its product as hypothetical. The transcript has a single exon. The record is from RefSeq and is a predicted model, not a curated record. NCBI's taxonomy places the organism in Eukaryota, Fungi, Microsporidia, Nosematidae. The coding region runs from base 1 to 399 and encodes 132 amino acids.
AUGAAUAGUAAUUCUGAUAUGAAUAAAAAAGCAAGUCAAGAAAAAGAGAAUAUAAAAGAAAAAGGCCAAGAGGUUGCUGGUAAAGCACAAGAAAAAGGUCAUCAGGGAAUGAGUGCAGCUAAAGGUAAAUCUGAAGAUGUUAAAAGUGACGCUAAAGACAUGUACGACAAAGCAGGCGAAAAAGCAGAAGAAGUUGGUGGGAAAAUUAAACAUGGAGCCCAAGAGAUGGCACACAAAGUUAAAGAAAAAAUUCAUCAAAUGACCAGUUCUCAAGAUAUCGGCGAAGGAAUGAAGUCUACUGCAGAAAAAGGAAAAGAAAAAUGCGAAGAAUGUGCUAAAAACGGAAAAGAUACGGCCAAAGAGGCAGGUCAGCGUUUCCAGGAAGCCGGUAAAAAAUAA